CCUGAUCUCUACCCUAACAUUAAGAAAGAAAUAAAAUUGAAGAUUUCUUGCGAGAAAGACAGUUACGAUCCGAACGGCUGCACCGGACCCGCGCUCUUCAAUAUUGAAUUCAUCGAAGCGACUCUAAAUCAACACUCAUUGAAGUCUAUCGAAAGAAACCGAAUAGACUUCGAGAAUACAAUCUCACAACUGAUCGAAACGCCGUCUAAUAAAGUGGUUUUGGCCUCACUUUUCAUAGAGAAGGCCAUUCCAAUAUUGAUAGAAUCGUAUGAUUUCCAUAUUGAAGACAAUCAGAUAGAGAGAUCACUGUUGGGCUCAAUAUUGUCGUGGAUU
Molecule: messenger RNA, 333 nt
Organism: Oppiella nova
Lineage: Eukaryota; Metazoa; Arthropoda; Arachnida; Sarcoptiformes; Oppiidae
Source: the annotation of a GenBank genome assembly